Messenger RNA from Lolium rigidum, 2445 nucleotides. RefSeq names its product cation/H(+) antiporter 19-like. Gene Ontology annotation, cellular component: membrane; endomembrane system. NCBI's taxonomy places the organism in Eukaryota, Viridiplantae, Streptophyta, Magnoliopsida, Poales, Poaceae. The transcript is spliced from 2 exons. The coding region runs from base 1 to 2382 and encodes 793 amino acids. The record is from RefSeq and is a predicted model, not a curated record. Gene Ontology annotation, biological process: proton transmembrane transport; regulation of pH. Gene Ontology annotation, molecular function: antiporter activity.
AUGGCAGCGGCGGCGGCGGAUGCGAGCGCCGUGAAGCCGAUGAAGGCGACGUCGGACGGCAUAUUCCAGGGGGAGAACCCUCUAAACUCGGCCCUGCCGCUGGCAAUCCUGCAGAUAUGCGUCGUCGUUGUCCUCACCCGCGGGCUCGCCUUCCUCCUCCGACCGCUCCGGCAGCCGCGCGUCAUCGCCGAGAUCAUCGGUGGCAUCCUGCUCGGCCCGUCGGCGCUUGGCCGCAGCAGCGCCUUCCUCAACACGGUAUUCCCCAAGGAGAGCCUGACGGUGCUGGACACCCUCGCCAACAUCGGCCUCCUCUUCUUCCUCUUCCUCGUCGGCCUCGAGCUGGACCUGCGAGCCAUCCGGCGCACCGGCGCGACCGCCCUCGUCAUCGCCGUCGCGGGCAUCGCCCUGCCGUUCAUCCUCGGCAUCGGCACCUCCUUCGUCCUCGAGCACACCGUCAACCGCGGCGUAUCCACGGGGCCAUUCCUCGUGUUCAUGGGCGUCUCGCUCUCGAUCACCGCGUUUCCCGUGCUGGCGCGCAUCCUCGCGGAGCUCAAGCUCCUCACCACCGACCUCGGCCGCAUGGCCAUGUCCGCAGCGGCUGUGAACGACGUCGUCGCGUGGAUUCUUCUUGCCCUCGCCAUCGCGCUUUCAGGAAGCGGUUCUCCGCUGGUCUCGGUCUGGGUACUGCUCUCGGGCGCCGGCUUCGUCGUGGCGUCCUUCUUCUUGCUCCGGCCGAUUCUCGCUUGGAUGGCGCGGCGGUCCCCCGAGGGCGAGCCAGUGAAGGAGAUUUACAUCUGCGCGACCCUGUCCAUCGUGCUCGCCGCUGGCUUCGUCACCGACACCAUCGGCAUCCACGCGCUGUUCGGCGCCUUCAUCGUCGGAAUCAUCGUGCCCAAGGACGGGCCCUUCGCCGGCGUUCUCCUGGAGAAGGUUGAGGACCUCAUCUCCGGCCUCUUCCUGCCGCUGUAUUUCGUGUCCAGCGGCCUAAAGACCAACGUCAUGGCCAUCCAAGGCCGCGACUCGUGGGCGCUUCUCGUGCUCGUGGUUGCCACGGCGUGCAUCGGCAAGAUAGGCGGCACGGUGCUCGCGUCCCUCGUGGUGCGCGUGCCGUUGCGAGAGGCGGUGACGCUGGGGGUGUUGAUGAACACCAAGGGGCUCGUGGAGCUCAUCGUGCUCAACAUCGGCAAGGACCGGCACGUCCUCAACGACGAGACGUUCGCCAUCCUUGUCCUCAUGGCGCUCAUCAACACCUUCAUCACCACGCCGGUCGUCAUGGCCAUCUACAAGCCUGCGCGGCGCGGGGCGCCGUACAAGAAUCGCACCGUCCUGCGCGCGAACCCUGACGACGAGCUGCGCAUGCUGGCAUGCUUCCACAGCACGCGCAACAUCCCCACCAUGAUCAACCUCAUGGAGUCUUCGCGGGGCACGCGUCGGCGCGGGAUCACCGUCUACGCCAUGCACCUCGUGGAGCUCUCGGAGCGGUCCUCCGCCAUCUCCAUGGUCCACAAGGCGCGGCGCAACGGCAUGCCGUUCUGGAACAAGCGGCGGAACGGCGACGGCGACGGAGACCAGCUGGUGGUGGCCUUCGAGACGUACCAGCAGCUGAGCCACGUGUCCAUCCGCGCCAUGACGGCCAUCUCCGACCUGCACACGAUCCACGAGGACGUGGUGACCAGCGCGCACCAGAAGCGGGCCGCGCUCAUCGUGCUCCCCUUCCACAAGCUCCACCAGAUGGACGGCCACAUGGAGUCCCUCGGGGAAGAGUACCAGCACAUCAACCAGCGCGUCCUCCACCACGCGCCGUGCUCCGUCGCGAUCCUCGUCGACCGCGGGCUUGGCGGCGCCGCGCAGGUCCCCGCCAGCGACGUCUCCUACAACAUCGCCGUUCUCUUCUUCGGUGGGCGCGACGACCGCGAGGCCCUGGCCUACGGCAUGCGCAUGGUGGAGCACCCAGGCAUCGAGCUCCAUGUGCUGCGCUUCCUGCCACAGUCCGGCGCCAGCGGCGCCGACGAUGAUGAGGCGUUCCUGGCGGACUUCCGCGGCAACGUGGUGACCAGAAACGAGUCUGCGCGGUACGAGGAGAAGACGUACAGCGAAAAGGCGGACGUGGUUGGGGCGAUCAAGGCUGCGGGACGGUGCAACCUCUUCCUGGUAGGGCAAGGGGCGCCUUGUGUGCCGCUCGCCGACAGGAGCACGGACUGCCCGGAGCUCGGGCCGGUGGGGAGCUACCUGGCUCUGCCGGAGUUCUCAACGGUGGCAUCGGUGCUGGUGAUGAAGCAGUACGACCCGGCGGCAAAGCACUACGACCUCGUCGAGGAGGUGGCUGACAUGGCGGUGGAUGUGGACACUCCCGUCGUCCGAAAGGGCAAUCGUGGCGAGUGAUGUGUUUAUAUGCCCUGGACAUGCUAAUACAUACCAGUAUAGUGAAAAGUACGGAUGCAUCGU